This is a messenger RNA of Bactrocera latifrons, 1176 nucleotides long. It is a transcript of the gene Cpr56F, whose product is annotated as pro-resilin. The transcript has 2 exons. NCBI's taxonomy places the organism in Eukaryota, Metazoa, Arthropoda, Insecta, Diptera, Tephritidae. The record is from RefSeq and is a predicted model, not a curated record. The coding region runs from base 84 to 713 and encodes 209 amino acids. Gene Ontology annotation, cellular component: extracellular matrix.
UCUUCGCAAGAAGAACAAACAGCUAAGUAGCUAAACAACUUUUGUGUGUGAUAAUUCAAAACCCAAACAAGUGAAUAUACAAAAUGAAGUGCUUCGCAACGAUAGCUCUACUUGUCUGCGUCUCGCUCGCCCGUGCCGAACCACCAGUGCCCCAAAACCAAUACUUGCCCCCCAACCAAGGUGGCCAACAGCCCUCAGCCCAAUACUUGCCGCCCACCCAGUCAUUCCAGUCGCCCUCCAGCAACUAUCUGCCACCACAACGUAGCGGCGGUGCUGCUGGCGCUCCACCCAGCACCAGCUAUGGCGCGCCAGCUGCCGGUGCGCCCAGCUCACAAUAUGGCGCUCCUGCUCUGACCGGUGCCAUCUUCUCCAAGCAGCAAGGCGGUAAUGGCGGUUAUGGCAGCGGCAGAGGCAAUGGCGGUUAUGGUGGCGAGGAACAAUACGGUCCAGCUAAAUACGAAUUCAAAUACGACGUGCAAGACUACGAAUCCGGCAACGAUUUCGGACACAUGGAACAACGCGAUGGUGAUUUGGCUGUUGGCCGUUACUACGUGCUCCUGCCCGAUGGCCGCAAACAGAUUGUCGACUACGAGGCUGAUAGACAUGGCUACCGUCCCACCAUCCGUUACGAACAGGUCAACAACGGUUUCAAUGGCAAUGCUGGCGCCGGUGGACGUGGCGCUCAAGGUGGCCAAUUCGCUGGCUACCAAUAAGGUGCGCAGGCCAUAGAACGCGUGUCGUUAAACAAGUGUAGACGAUCCUUGCCAGACGUUCAAGUGCGGUUUGGCGUUGUGUAGAGAAAUAGAAAGGAAGAGCGUGAGAGAGGAUGUGCGAGAUGAAAAUAUUAAAAAGCAUUUACCGUGACUUGCGCGGCCUAUCGCCAAGUGUCUAAGUUUAUUAAUACUUUUUUGUUUAUUUUUGCUACUUUUACGUUUUCAUGGUUUCCGUUGUUAGUUUAAGCCAAACAGUUGAGAUUAUAAGCUUCAUUUACUAUGUAGGUGUGUGCGUGCUUUGCAAGCGCUCGAAAGCGCCGCACAAAAAGCUUUCACUUUCAUCUCAUUACACCACCCGCCGUUACAAUAUCGGCUCGCCUCUUUCGUGUCUCUCUUUCUAASUGUCACAACAACAACAAACACACUUGAUUCUUCAAAGCAACUCCACAAAGCAUACGACAAC